CGGCGCUCUCUCCCAGCUGAUAGGGUGACGUUCCGUUUGGAGGCUUGGAGAUUGGCUUUUUGAUUUGGCUUCUUGCGGCAGCUUAAUGGGCAAAGCUCUCCGCUCGCCCAGAAACCAGCCUCUCCGCGCGUCCCCUCUGCGCUCGGCGAGGCCGAGACGUCUCCCGCGGUGACAGCGUGCAAGGCGGAGAGCCGGCGCGCUCCCAGCCCCGGGAAAGCCCAGGCGACGCGACCGCAAGCCCGAGCCCGGGUCCCUCGGAGCCGCCAGGGCGCGCCGGGCUGCUCCCCUUCCUGCCCCUCCCGGCAGGAAUCCCCCGCCGCCCGCGGCCGGGACUCCGGGCCUCUCCCGGGCGUAGAUUCCAGCCCCCGCUCUGGGUAGGGGUUUCCCUCUUUCUGAAAUCCGCGCGGAAGGACCCCUCCCGGGGCCCCUCGCCCUGGCCCCAGACACCCGCCCGCCUAGACCCCGCGCUCCAGAUGCGCUGCCCGGCAGCUCCUUGACAGCUGCGAGCCCACGAACCCCGGCGGGCGGGCAGCGGCGGACUGACAUGCCCCGGACGCGGCUGCGGCCGGCGGGCAGCCCGCGGGGGCGAUGAGCCGCUGCGGCCGGUGAGGCGCCCGGUGGCAGGGGCACCGCGUACCUUCCUCACCCCCCUCACUUGCCCACUCCGCUCGGGAGGCCGAGAGGAAACGGUCUCUGGCCUAUCAGGAGGACGAUUGGUGCUGCAAUAGAAGCCAGUGGCUAAGUCUCGUGUAUGGCGUGGUUAAGGUUGCAGCCUCUCACCUCUGCCUUCCUCCAUUUUGGCCUGGUUACCUUUGUACUCUUCCUGAAUGGUCUUCGAGCAGAGGCUGGUGGCUCAGGGGAUGUACCAAGCACAGAGCAGAACAAUGAGUCCUGUUCAGGGUCAUCGGACUGCAAGGAGGGUGUCAUCCUGCCAAUCUGGUACCCGGAGAACCCUUCCCUUGGGGACAAGAUUGCCAGGGUCAUUGUCUAUUUUGUGGCCCUGAUAUACAUGUUCCUGGGGGUGUCCAUCAUUGCUGACCGCUUCAUGGCAUCUAUUGAAGUCAUCACCUCUCAAGAGAGAGAGGUGACAAUUAAAAAACCCAAUGGAGAAACCAGCACAACCACUAUUCGGGUCUGGAAUGAAACUGUCUCCAACCUGACCCUUAUGGCCCUGGGUUCCUCUGCUCCUGAGAUACUCCUCUCUUUAAUUGAGGUUUGUGGUCAUGGGUUCAUUGCUGGUGAUCUGGGACCUUCUACCAUUGUAGGGAGCGCAGCCUUCAACAUGUUCAUCAUCAUUGGCAUCUGUGUCUACGUGAUCCCAGAUGGAGAGACUCGCAAGAUCAAGCACCUACGAGUCUUCUUCAUCACUGCUGCUUGGAGUAUCUUUGCCUACAUCUGGCUCUAUAUGAUUCUGGCAGUCUUCUCCCCUGGUGUGGUCCAGGUUUGGGAGGGCCUCCUCACCCUCUUCUUCUUUCCAGUGUGUGUCCUUCUGGCCUGGGUGGCAGAUAAACGACUGCUCUUCUACAAAUACAUGCACAAAAAGUACCGCACAGAUAAACACCGAGGAAUUAUCAUAGAGACAGAGGGUGACCACCCUAAGGGCAUUGAGAUGGAUGGGAAAAUGAUGAAUUCCCAUUUUCUAGAUGGGAACCUGGUGCCCCUGGAAGGGAAGGAAGUGGAUGAGUCCCGCAGAGAGAUGAUCCGGAUUCUCAAGGAUUUGAAGCAAAAACACCCAGAGAAGGACUUAGAUCAGCUGGUGGAGAUGGCCAAUUACUAUGCUCUUUCCCACCAACAGAAGAGCCGCGCCUUCUACCGGAUCCAAGCCACCCGUAUGAUGACUGGUGCAGGCAAUAUCCUGAAGAAACAUGCAGCAGAACAAGCCAAGAAGGCCUCCAGCAUGAGCGAGGUGCAUACCGAUGAGCCUGAGGACUUUAUUUCCAAGGUCUUCUUUGACCCGUGUUCUUACCAGUGCCUGGAGAACUGUGGGGCUGUACUCCUGACAGUGGUGAGGAAAGGGGGAGACAUGUCAAAGACCAUAUAUGUGGACUACAAAACAGAGGAUGGUUCUGCCAAUGCAGGGGCUGAUUAUGAGUUCACAGAGGGCACGGUGGUUCUGAAGCCAGGAGAGACCCAGAAGGAGUUCUCCGUAGGCAUUAUUGAUGAUGACAUUUUUGAGGAGGAUGAACACUUCUUUGUAAGGUUGAGCAAUGUCCGCAUAGAGGAGGAGCAGCCGGAGGAGGGGAUGCCUCCAGCAAUAUUCAACAGUCUUCCCUUGCCUCGGGCUGUCCUAGCCUCCCCUUGUGUGGCCACAGUUACCAUCUUGGAUGAUGACCAUGCAGGCAUCUUCACUUUUGAAUGUGAUACUAUUCAUGUCAGUGAGAGUAUUGGUGUUAUGGAAGUCAAGGUUCUGCGGACAUCAGGUGCACGGGGUACAGUCAUCGUCCCCUUUAGGACAGUAGAAGGGACAGCCAAGGGUGGCGGUGAGGACUUUGAAGACACAUAUGGGGAGUUGGAAUUCAAGAAUGAUGAAACUGUGAAAACCAUAAGGGUUAAAAUAGUAGAUGAGGAGGAAUACGAAAGGCAAGAGAAUUUCUUCAUUGCCCUUGGUGAACCGAAAUGGAUGGAACGUGGAAUAUCAGCGCUCCUGUUAUCUCCAGAGUUGACAGACAGGAAGCUGACUCUGGAGGAAGAAGAGGCCAAGAGGAUAGCAGAGAUGGGAAAGCCAGUAUUGGGUGAACACCCCAAACUAGAAGUCAUCAUCGAAGAGUCCUAUGAGUUCAAGACUACGGUGGACAAACUGAUCAAGAAGACAAACCUGGCCUUGGUUGUGGGGACCCAUUCCUGGAGGGACCAGUUCAUGGAGGCCAUCACCGUCAGUGCAGCAGGGGAUGAGGAUGAGGAUGAAUCCGGGGAGGAGAGGCUGCCCUCCUGCUUUGACUACGUCAUGCACUUCCUGACAGUCUUCUGGAAGGUGCUGUUUGCCUGUGUGCCCCCCACAGAGUACUGCCACGGCUGGGCCUGCUUCGCCGUCUCCAUCCUCAUCAUCGGCAUGCUCACCGCCAUCAUUGGGGACCUGGCCUCGCACUUCGGCUGCACCAUUGGUCUCAAGGAUUCAGUCACAGCUGUUGUUUUCGUGGCAUUUGGCACCUCCGUCCCAGAUACAUUUGCCAGCAAAGCUGCUGCCCUCCAGGAUGUAUAUGCAGACGCCUCCAUUGGCAACGUGACGGGCAGCAAUGCCGUCAAUGUCUUCCUGGGCAUCGGCCUGGCCUGGUCCGUGGCCGCCAUCUACUGGGCUCUGCAGGGACAGGAGUUCCACGUAUCGGCUGGCACGCUGGCCUUCUCCGUCACCCUCUUCACCAUCUUUGCAUUUGUCUGCAUCAGCGUGCUCUUGUACCGACGGCGGCCACACCUGGGAGGGGAGCUUGGUGGCCCCCGUGGCUGCAAGCUCGCCACGACAUGGCUCUUUGUAAGCCUGUGGCUCCUCUACAUACUCUUUGCCACACUAGAGGCCUAUUGCUACAUUAAGGGGUUCUGAGCUGCAGAACAGAGCCUCCGACAGGGCAGGCCUAAGACUUCUCCUAAGAGAAGGGCACUUCCCCACCAGUGACCUCUCCAGGCUGCGUUGCCCUAGAGAGGCAGCAUCAGGACCCAAGCCCCAGGAACUUCACCCAACUUAGGCCCUGGCAAUGAACUGAAAGGGCAAAGUCUUAAUCAAUCAAACAAUGGAGGAAUCACCGACUUUACACAGUAUUUAAUUAAAUACAAACAAACAACAGCAACAAAUCCACCUCCACCCCAUCUCCUCCUCAUAUCCCUGACCCAAAGCAAAGGUCAGAGCCUUUCACCUCCUUCUGAUUAUUCCACCUUCUGAUUAUUCCUUUGCCUCUCAUUUCUUUGGAGGCAGGGUUUCUCCUCUCUGCCCAAUUCCAUAUGUCCCUAUUAUCUCACUCAGCUGAUAAGACGUGAAAAUGAGUCACACUCAUGUGGCUAGGGUGGGGUUCUUUUUUCAUUGUAAUCAUUAUUGUGGUUGCUUUCAUUUUGCCAUUAGGUUUUGCUUAUUGUUUUGUUUUGUCUUUUUUUUUUUUUUCUGAAGUGAGUGAAAAAGGUGCCACGAAGGAAUUCCAGGUCUGAGCCAACAGAGAGAAACAUGAAUUUUCAGACACAUGCUCUCCCACCACCCCUUGGCUCCAUCAAGAUCCAGUUCCCCAUCUCACUGUUUUCUCUGAGUUCUUGGGAGGAGUGAUGGCAUUGGGGUAGAAAUAAGCUCACUCACCCAUGCAGGGUACUAAAGAUCUUACAGGAGCUUCAACUGGAGCAGGAGGAGCUUUUUAUACUUACGUUGAAUCAAGUCAAAUACAAAAAGCAAUUGUCCCUCUUUGCCCAAGUCUUUCCAGUUCUGUGUGUCUUAUAGUGUCCAUGUCCACUUGUGUAUCCUUCUGCAGGAAGACCCACCAAGUAGGAGAGAUGGGACAAAAAUAGGAAUGGCGUGUGAUGACAAAGGGCUACUGGAAGAACAAAAGGGAUUCAGCCCUUCUUAGUAUCUUUGACUUUGUACCUGAGGCAGGAGAGAAGAGAUAUCCAACCAGUGAGAGAUUUAAGUGAAAAGUUUGUAUUUUAAAUGUCAAUGUGCUUGAGAAAUGUCACCUUCACCACUCUCUUGCUUCCUAAUGCUCUAUACAAAGAGAGCUGACUAUAUUUCUUGAAGUAGUGUAAAAACUUAAGAGAUUUUAUAAGAGAACAAGGGGCUCCCUUCACCUCUCCUGGUCCCUCAGGUCACAUAGGAAAGCAUUUUUACAAGAUAGGAACUGGAAUUCCUCAUUUCUCCCACGUUCCUGCUUGUUUUUAAACUUCAUGAAGCUCUUUUUCCAGCCUAUGGGGUAGUUCUUGCUCCAGUAAGAGGAAUCUUAGUUGUCAUAAUCCUGUGGAGCCUGGGUUUUUAGAGAAAGAGAUCUCUGUGCCCUACAGACCUUUUCCCAACAAAUGUGGGAAGGACCUGGCUUUAACACACACACACACACAUACACGCAAAUAAACAGACAUAAGAUGUCAUCACGAAACUGCCCACGGAUCUUUAGGCUUUCUGCAUUGACAUAAAUACAUUUUCUAAGCGGGGGAGAAAUUAAAAAACACCUGUUAAUUUUAAACACAUUUUUUAAGAAAAAAAUAACUAAAAAAGAAACAGUGCUCAUGUCAUAAGCUAUGUUGACAGUUGCCAGUGGAAAUGUUGGGUUGGUUCAAAAAAAAAUAAAAGCUAUACUUAUAUCUCUCUACAUA
This is a messenger RNA of Piliocolobus tephrosceles (Ugandan red Colobus), 5274 nucleotides long. It is a transcript of the gene SLC8A3, whose product is annotated as solute carrier family 8 member A3. Lineage: Eukaryota; Metazoa; Chordata; Mammalia; Primates; Cercopithecidae. The record is from RefSeq and is a predicted model, not a curated record. Gene Ontology annotation, molecular function: calcium:sodium antiporter activity. Gene Ontology annotation, cellular component: sarcolemma; postsynapse; axon. The coding region runs from base 752 to 3535 and encodes 927 amino acids. The transcript is spliced from 8 exons. Gene Ontology annotation, biological process: cell communication; sodium ion transmembrane transport; calcium ion import across plasma membrane.